Raphanus sativus (radish) is the source of this 734-nucleotide messenger RNA. Its product is annotated as pathogenesis-related protein 1-like. The transcript has a single exon. Lineage: Eukaryota; Viridiplantae; Streptophyta; Magnoliopsida; Brassicales; Brassicaceae. The record is from RefSeq and is a predicted model, not a curated record. The coding region runs from base 28 to 519 and encodes 163 amino acids. Gene Ontology annotation, cellular component: extracellular region.
AAUCUAAUAGUCAAAAAAAGAAACAAUAUGAAUACCUUUAACCAAUCUCGAAACCUAAUCCUAGCCACAACCAUUUUCCUAGCUUUCAUUGUUCGCUUAAGAGCCCAAGACAGCCCACAAGACUUUUUGGCCGCUCACAACCAAGCACGAGCAGCGGUUGGGGUGGAUCCUUUAAGCUGGGAUGAGACGGUGGCUGCAUAUGCUCGCGACUACGCAAACCGGCGUGGAGGUGACUGCGCCUUGGAACACUCGAGUGGGCCCUAUGGAGAGAACAUUGCCCGGAGCGGUGGUGACAUGUCAGGCGUUGAAGCAGUCAACAUGUGGGUGAACGAGCAGGCUGACUACGAUUAUGGUUCCAACACAUGUGCCUCGGGAAAACAGUGUGGUCACUAUACUCAGAUCGUGUGGAAAAACUCGGUCAGGAUGGGAUGUGCAAAAGUGAGAUGCGACAACGGUCAAACCUUCAUUACUUGCAAUUAUGAUCCUCGAGGUAAUUUUGUGGGCGAGUGGCCUUACUAAAAAUAGUAUCUAAGUCUGAAUGUUUCAAAAGUAUGUUAUAUAUACAUGUGUGUACUAUUGUUUAUAUGUUGUUAAGUUAUACCAAUCUUCAUUAUCAGCUUAUAAUGUUUCGUCUGGGAUCAGUCCGCUUUUGUACCAUAUAUGUGUGGAUUUUAUAAUGGAAUAAGAAAAAUGCAAUGCUACGGCUUGCACUUGCUUUGUGUGAUAUAUGAAAA